This is a messenger RNA of Catharus ustulatus (Swainson's thrush), 1056 nucleotides long. It is a transcript of the gene CNPY3, whose product is annotated as canopy FGF signaling regulator 3. Gene Ontology annotation, cellular component: endomembrane system. The record is from RefSeq and is a predicted model, not a curated record. Bases 28 to 798 code for a protein of 256 amino acids. The transcript is spliced from 6 exons. NCBI's taxonomy places the organism in Eukaryota, Metazoa, Chordata, Aves, Passeriformes, Turdidae. Gene Ontology annotation, molecular function: signaling receptor binding.
GCGGGAGCGCGCCCCGGAAACGGAGUCAUGGCGGCGGCGGCGGGGGCAGCCUUGCUGAUGCUGCUGAUGGCGGCGGCGCUGGCGGAGGGCGACGACUCGGACUGGGUGCGACUGCCCAGCAAGUGCGAGGUGUGCAAGUACGUGGCCGUGGAGCUGAAAUCUGCCUUCGAGGAGACUGGCAAGACCAAGGAGGUGAUCGACACCAAGUACGGCUUCCUGGAUGGGAAGGGCUCUGCUGUCAAGUACACACAGUCGGACAUCCGGUUAAUUGAGGUGACAGAGAACAUCUGCAAGCGGCUGUUGGAUUACAACCUGCACAAGGAGAGGAGCGGCAGUAACAGAUUUGCAAAGGGCAUGUCAGAGACGUUCGAGACCCUGCACAACCUGGUGCACAAGGGUGUCAAGGUGGUGAUGGACAUCCCCUACGAGCUGUGGAACGAGACCUCCGCCGAGGUGGCUGACCUCAAAAAGCAGUGCGAUGUGCUGGUAGAGGAGUAUGAAGAUGUCAUCGAAGAUUGGUACAGGCACCACCAGACAGAAGAUCUCUCCCAAUUUCUCUGUGCUAACCACGUGCUAAAAGGAAAGGACACAAGCUGCCUGGCAGAGAAAUGGACUGGCAAGAAGGGUGAUUUGGCAAGCGUGGGGGAGAAGCAGAGCAAAAAAAAGAGCGGGAAGAAGAAGAAAAAGGGCCCUAAGGAUGAGCACGAGGAAGCUGCCAGGCUUCCGGACACAGGGGAGGCCCUGGAGGGGGUCCAGGAGCAGGCUCCGCUCACCCACAGCCCAGCUGAUGAGCUGUAGGCACGCAGCCCUGCCCGGGGCUUCACCCCGCUGUGCCUAUGGCUACCAAAGGAAAAGGGACUUGUGACUGGGGGAGACCGGAGCUCCUGGCCCGCCUCGCCAGCCCAGGUGCCAGCCCGUGAUUAGGUGUCACGGAGCCGCGGACCCGGCCCUUCCGCAUCCCUGCCGGGGGCUCCAGCUCCGGGAGGCCGCGAGUGCUGCCCCGCCGCCGACUCCUCGCACGCCGCCGGGACUGUAAAUAAAGACGUUUUCCCCAGA